This is a messenger RNA of Kogia breviceps (pygmy sperm whale), 1552 nucleotides long. Lineage: Eukaryota; Metazoa; Chordata; Mammalia; Artiodactyla; Physeteridae. The record is from RefSeq and is a predicted model, not a curated record.
CCGCGCUCAGUUACUGGAGAGCUGGCCGCGCGCCGCCGCCUCCCGCACGCACGCACGCGGGCCGGGCUUCGGGGGUUUCGCCUCUUACUCCCGGCGUCUGGGAGGAGGGGGAGACCCGGACUCACUGUGGGGAGGAGGAGGAAGAGGAGGAGAAGGGAGGAAGAAAACAAGCGAGGAGGAUCCGGGCGGGGGGCGGGAGGCUUACCACCUUCAGCCCCCCCGAGCGCCCAAGCUCAGUGGACAGCUGAAUGAACAGUGCUGCAGUGAAUAGUCUUGUGAAUAUUUAUGUGCGCGCAUUUUGACCGACUCAGCAAGAAGGUGGAUUUUCCUUGUGUCUAAAGAGAAAAAAAUGUCCCCGUGUCUGUAGAGAUGCUUUGCAGUUCAGCCCGGCUGAAGCUGACCGAAUGAGACUAUGGGCUGUGCCUCUGCGAAGCAUGUUGCCACUGUUCAAAAUGAAGAGGAAGCCCAGAAAGGGAAGAACUACCAGAAUGGAGACGUGUUUGGUGAUGAGUAUAGGAUCAAACCGGUGGAAGAGGUCAAAUACAUGAAAAAUGGGGCAGAAGAGGAGCAAAAAAUAGCAGCCAGGAACCAAGAAAACUUGGAAAAAAGUGCCAGUUCAAAUGUAAGACUUAAAACUAAUAAAGAGAUUCCAGGAUUAGUUCAUCAACCCAGAGCAAACAUGCACAUCUCUGAAAGCCAACAAGAAUUCUUCAGAAUGCUGGAUGAAAAAAUUGAAAAGGGUCGAGAUUACUGUUCGGAAGAAGAAGAUAUCACAUAGCACCAAUUCUACCACUCAAACUGGGAGCUACUACUGUGUAAAUAGGUUACACCCCACGUUGAAAUCUUUGCAAAGGUCGGUUCUCUUCAGCGAACGGCACUAUAGCAGAAGAAGAUUGUUCCAUAUCGUAUGCCCCAUUAAAUUACAAUGUUUCUUAAUGAACUUGACAAGGAAUAUUGCUAAAAACAAACAAACAAAAAAACUGUUAUCGAACUUUCUUUGUUGCUGCUAGUUAAAACUUGUUGCAACUUUUCACUUCUCUCAGUGUCCAGGUCUGCAGCAAAAUUCUGCGAUUUCACCUUAAAGAUAUUGUUGGUUUUACAGAUGCUCUCCAACCUAUUUUCUAUAAGAUGAGGUAGUGGUGAACUCAGAUAUCCAACUUCUGUCCUAGACCGGUUCCGCUUCUAAGACAAGCGCCUCCUUCCCUCUCUCCUCCCUCCCUGCCUUCCCCGCCCCGAGCAGUCCAAACAAAGCCUUGCUUCUCACUGGCAGUGUUGCGCUUUGGAGAUGGGACGGUUGCUAUGGCAAAAGCCUUGUUUCUCUGCGAAGAAGAGGUAGAGACGCUGUUAUCAAUUAAAAGCAUGUUGUGACAUGACCCCUGGAAGUGACAUAGGGGCGAACGGCAGGUGGUUUCAUUUCCUGGGUCUCUGAAUCAAAGAUCAAGCUUGCAGCGUCAGUUUUGCUCCGAUGCGGACGGAAGUGUGAUCACAAUCAUUUUGAAUCCCUCUUGCCUACUUUUUUUUCUAAGAAAAUAAACAUUUUACUGUUUUUAUG